Messenger RNA from Arabidopsis arenosa, 4313 nucleotides. Lineage: Eukaryota; Viridiplantae; Streptophyta; Magnoliopsida; Brassicales; Brassicaceae. The record is from the annotation of a GenBank genome assembly.
CCAUCUCUCGUUCCAGUUUCUGAUUAGAUUCAACAAUGAACGGCGCAUUAGGUAACUCCUCCGCCUCCGUGAGCGGCGGAGAAGGAGCCGGAGGACCAGCUCCUUUCUUGGUAAAGACCUACGAGAUGGUCGACGAUUCAUCAACGGACCAGAUUGUAUCGUGGAGCGCUAACAACAACAGCUUCAUCGUUUGGAAUCAUGCGGAAUUUUCACGCCUUCUUCUUCCAACCUACUUCAAGCACAAUAACUUCUCUUCCUUCAUUCGUCAGCUCAAUACCUAUGGGUUCAGAAAGAUUGAUCCAGAGAGGUGGGAAUUUUUGAAUGAUGAUUUUAUUAAGGAUCAGAAGCAUCUUCUCAAGAAUAUACAUAGAAGGAAACCUAUACACAGCCACAGUCAUCCACCUGCUUCGUCGACAGAUCAAGAAAGAGCAGUGUUGCAAGAGCAAAUGGACAAGCUUUCACGUGAAAAAGCUGCAAUUGAAGCUAAGCUUUUAAAGUUCAAACAACAGAAGGCUGUAGCAAAGCAUCAGUUUGAGGAAAUGACUGAGCAUGUUGAUGAUAUGGAGAAGAGGCAGAAGAAGCUGCUGAAUUUCUUGGAAACGGCAAUUCGGAAUCCUACUUUUGUUAAGAAUUUUGGCCGUAAAGUCGAGCAAUUGGAUAUUUCAGCUUACAAUAAAAAGCGAAGGCUCCCUGAAGUUGAGCAAUCAAAGCCACCUUCGGAAGAUUCUCAUCUGGAUAAUAGCAGUGGUAGCUCGAGACGCGAGUCUGGAAACAUUUUCCAUCAAAAUUUCUCUAAUAAAUUGCGACUAGAGCUUUCUCCAGCUGUUUCAGAUAUGAACAUGGUUUCACACAGUAUACAAAGUUCCAAUGAAGAAGGUGGGAGUCCCAAAGGGAUACUGUCAGGAGGUGAUCCAAAAACUACACUAACAAGAAGAGAAGGCCUACCAUUUGCACCUGAAGCACUAGAGCUUGCGGAUACCGGGACAUGCCCGAGGAGAUUACUGUUAAACGACAGUACAAGAGUGGAGACCUUGCAGCAGAGGCUAACUUCUUCAGAGGAGACUGAUGGUAGCUUUUCAUGUCAUUUAAAUCUAACCCUGGCUUCUGCUCCAUUACCGGAGAAGACCGCUUCACAGUUAGCUAAGACGACUCUUAAAAGUCAGGAGAUAGGAAGAUGUACCGAGUUAAACUUCAACUCAAUAGAAACAAGUGCAAGUGAGAAAAAUCGGGGUAGACAAGAGGUUGCAGUUGUAGGUAGCCAAGCAAAUGCAGCUCCUCCAGCAAGAGUGAAUGAUGUAUUCUGGGAACAGUUCCUAACAGAAAGGCCGGGGUCUUCAGAUAAUGAGGAGGCAAGUUCGACUUAUAGAGGUAACCCAGACGAAGAGCAAGAGGAGACAAGAAACGGGAAUAUGAUGUCACGUUACAUCAACAAGAGAAUAUGGUCUGUGGUUUUGGUAAGAACUAUGGCUGAAGGAGUCCAAUGUGAAACCACUUUGACAUAUGUGCAGGACACAGCAGUUCUUCAGUAUCUGGGCAUUAAGUUUGUUCUAGUUCCUGGAACUCAACUGCAAAUCGACCAGCUUCUAGAGAUGGCUAGAUGGGAUCAGAUUUUCUCCUUACCUGUGCAAAAUCCUACUCUGCCAGAAUUUUCUUCUGCCGAUCUUGUUUGGUCAAAGGUUGAAGGUUACCGGGACAAUAUUGAUAGGUUAGCCCUCAUCCCGUAUACUAGGGUGGAUGAUUUUGUAAGAGGUGAAUCCUCGAAUAAAGAUUGUCCUACAAGUUUCCAUGUCGAAGCUAGACGACGGAAAGCCAAAGGGAAAAAAUAUAAGCCAAAGGUGGAUGGCAUCCUGGAGUAUAUUCUGUAUUGGUGUUCCUUUGGCCCGGAUGACAAUAGGAAAGGCGGAGCUGUACGACCAAGUAGGAGCACAUAUGUUCCGAAAAAGAACAAUGCAGGCCGACCCAACUCUAAGAGAGGUUGUAGGUGUCAUUUCAUUGUGAAACGCUUAAUCGCAGAACCAACUGUGGCUUUAGUAAUUUAUAACAAUGACAAGCAUGUAGAUGAAAAAGGGUUGCCCUGCCACGGUCCACAAGACAAAAAGGCGGCUGGAACAAGAGCCAUGUUUGCUCCAUAUAUAUCAGAAGACCUUAGGCUACGUGUAUCAUCUUUGCUCUAUGUGGGUGUCUCUGUGGAGACCAUAAUGCAAAGGCAUAAUGAAUCAGUGGAAAAACAAGGUGGUCCAAGUAACCGAGAUGAUUUGUUAACUCAUAGAUAUGUACGAAGACUUGAGAGGAGUAUUCGACGUUCAACAUAUGAGCUCAAUGAAGAUGAUGAUGUCAGCAUCAGCAUGUGGGUUGAAAGUCACCAAAGUCAUGUGUUUUUCUUCGAUGGGUUCUCUGAUACAGACCCUUUUUCCUUGGGUAUCCAAACUGAGUGGCAGUUGCAACAAAUGAUUAGAUUUGGAAACUGUAGACUUUUGGCUUCAGACUCAAGGUUUGGGACAAAUACACUCAAGUAUCCUAUCCAUAGUCUUGUUGUAUUCGACUCUGAGAAUAAGGCUAUUCCAGUUGCUUGGAUAAUUGCACCGCGGUUUUCCAGUGGAGAUGCAUAUAGAUGGAUGAGAGCUCUUUGUAACCGAGUCCAUGCCAAGGAUCCCUCCUGGAAGGUGGCUGGGUUCAUAGUUGAUGAUCCUUUUGCUGACAUAAUAACGAUCAGGGAUGUAUUUCAGUGUCCAGUCUUGUUUUCCUUUUGGCGUGUUCGCCAUGCAUGGCAUAAGAACAUAAUCAAGAGAUGUCCAGAAACAGAGACACGCGUUAUGAUUUCAAGACAUCUUGGGCAGGCUGUAGAUAAAAUCUGUAGAAGGCAAGGAACAGCCACAUUGUUUGACAGUUUUGCGGAGGAUUUUGUUGAUAGUCCAGAAUUUGUGGAGUACUUCAGAUCUGUUUGGUCUCCCAGAAUAGGAGCCUGGACAAGUGCGUUACAAUCUCUUCCCUUGGCAAGCCAAGAGACUUGUGCAGCGAUGGAGCUUUAUCACUAUCAGCUGAAGUGCAGGCUUUUGAAUGAGAGGGACUCUGAAGCUUAUCAACGUGCUGAUUGGUUGGUCGAUAAGUUAGGGACAAAAGUACAUUCUUACUUCUGGCUUGAUGAAUAUUCUGGAAAAGAUAACUUUGCCAGGUACUGGAAAGAGGAAUGGGUGAGCGGGUUGACUUCCUUCCGCAAAGCAUUGAGUAUACCAGAUUCUGAUGUUGUUAUCUCUGGUAUAUCUGCAAAAAUAACAGAUGAGUGUGAUGGCAACGAAAUUCAUGUUGUGUGGAAUCCAGGUUCACAGUUUGGGGUUUGCAGUUGCAGCUGGGCAGAAAAAGGAUACUUAUGUAAGCACAUGAUCAAACUUACACAACUCUGUCUAGGAAACCGAGCUGAAAGGCAAUCCGCGAGCCUUCUACAGUAUUAUCAGACCUUGAUUGAUCUGCUACACUGCCCACCUCACGAUUCGUUGUUUCGUGAUUAUGCAAUCUCUUUAGCCGUCUCUGUGGAAAAGCAAAUUAACGCACCCGGCAAUCUGCAAAAGAGUGAUGCUAACGAAGGUAACUUGCAGAAAGAAAUUGCUUUCAGUGAACCAUCUAAUGGAAAAUCUCUUGAUGAAUCUGACUUGCUAGAUAAACAUGAGGGUCAUGGCGAAGUUGCUACUAAUUUAGAUGGUGCUUUGAGUAAAAUGCCAAUGAGUUGUCUGCGGGUCUGCUCAGAAAAUUUAGAAGACAUUAUUUUGGGUUCUGAAAUGGAAAUCGAACCUUCGCCAUGUUCAACCAAAGCUGCUGCAGAAGAUGUUACCUCUACUGUGCAGAAUGGUACAGACAGCGUGAACGAGAAUUGUGAAAGAGGUGCGAAAAGACACAAACUGAGAAGCAACAUCUCUCGGGUCUCAGGAAACUUGAUUCCAGUGAGCAUUCCACUUCAUAACUAUGUUGACGAGGCUCCUACAAAGAGAAAAUUGAACGAAACCAUUUUGGUGACAUCGUGUCUUCCCUACAACGUGAAUGAGACAUCCAAGGACACUUGCUUUGGUCUGAAAGCAACAAAGCUCUCAAGUAAUCCGGUGAGUGUCUUGUACUCACCGUUCCAUGGAUUUCCUAAACUAUAGACUUCUUAAAUAGAUCCAUGAAAGCCACUAAUGAGAGUGUCUCUGUCGACUUUUCUAUGCCGGAGAUGGAACUACCAAAUUGUAAAUUGGAUAGUUGAGUUAUUAGUAUAACUCUCAAAUUACCUUGUUUCUCAAAUUUUCGUUGUGGAAAUUGUGGAAUAAACUGAAUACUAGUCU